This is a messenger RNA of Protobothrops mucrosquamatus (brown spotted pit viper), 883 nucleotides long. RefSeq names its product brain derived neurotrophic factor (gene BDNF). Bases 16 to 756 code for a protein of 246 amino acids. The transcript has a single exon. Gene Ontology annotation, molecular function: nerve growth factor receptor binding; growth factor activity. Gene Ontology annotation, biological process: regulation of neuron differentiation; nerve development; positive regulation of collateral sprouting. Lineage: Eukaryota; Metazoa; Chordata; Lepidosauria; Squamata; Viperidae. The record is from RefSeq and is a predicted model, not a curated record.
CAAGUGAAAAGAGUGAUGACCAUCCUUUUCCUUACUAUGGUUAUUUCAUACUUGAGUUGCAUGAAAGCUGCCCCCAUGAAGGAAGUUAGUAUCAGAGGACAAGGCAGCUUGGCUUAUCCUGGUCUUCGGACACAGGGAAAUCUGGAGACCCUCAGUGGGCCCAAUGAUGCCACCAGAGGAUUAACAUCUUUGGCAGACACUUUUGAACACGUCAUUGAGGAGCUCCUGGAUGAACAGCAGGUCAUUCAGCCCAGCAAGGAAAACAAGGAUGCAGACUUGUACUCAUCACGAGUGAUGCUAAGCAGUCAAGUGCCUUUGGAGCCUCCUCUGCUUUUCCUGCUUGAGGAGUAUAAAAACUACUUGGAUGCUGCAAACAUGUCCAUGAGGGUCCGGCGCCAUUCUGACCCUGCUCGUCGUGGGGAGCUGAGCGUGUGUGACAGUACUAGUGAGUGGGUGACAGCAGCUGAAAAAAAGACUGCAGUAGACAUGUCCGGAGCAACGGUUACAGUCCUGGAAAAAGUCCCAGUGCCCAAAGGCCAACUGAAGCAAUAUUUUUAUGAGACCAAGUGCAGCGCGAAGGGUUAUGCAAAAGAAGGCUGUAGGGGCAUAGACAAGAGGUACUGGAAUUCCCAGUGCCGAACUACUCAGUCUUACGUCCGCGCUCUCACCAUGGAUAACAAAAAGAGAGUUGGAUGGCGCUUUAUAAGAAUAGACACUUCCUGUGUUUGUACACUGACCAUAAAAAGGGGAAGAUAGUGGAUUCAUGUUGGAUAGAUUAUAUUGAGACAAAAAUUAUCUAUUUGUAUAUAUACAUAACAGGGUAAAUUAUUCAGUAAGAAAGAAAAUAAUUUUAUGGACUGCAUGUAUAAAGGAAGUUUAUACA